Priceomyces carsonii is the source of this 1005-nucleotide messenger RNA. RefSeq names its product fatty acid elongase (gene FEN1). The record is from RefSeq and is a predicted model, not a curated record. Gene Ontology annotation, molecular function: fatty acid elongase activity. Lineage: Eukaryota; Fungi; Ascomycota; Pichiomycetes; Serinales; Debaryomycetaceae. Gene Ontology annotation, cellular component: endoplasmic reticulum membrane. Gene Ontology annotation, biological process: fatty acid elongation, saturated fatty acid; fatty acid elongation, monounsaturated fatty acid; sphingolipid biosynthetic process. Bases 1 to 1005 code for a protein of 334 amino acids. The transcript has a single exon.
AUGGUACUACCAACAGUUGACAGGCCAUUUGGCAUUUAUUUAUGGUAUUAUUUUAAUGCGCUAGUGACCAAAAUUAGUGGAGGUAAGCUAGUUCCACAAAAAUUUGAGUUCAAAGCGGGAGAAUUACCUUUUUCUACGCUUCCGCCUGUGGUUGUAGCUAUAGGGACUUAUUACUUGGUGAUAUUUGGGGGCGAUUACGUGUUCAAGAGAUUUAAAAUCAAGCCUCUUGUAUUGAACAAGUUGUUCCAGAUUCACAAUUUGGUCUUGACUACUUUAUCAUUGUCCCUCUUGACAUUGAUGGUAGAACAGUUGAUUCCUAUUAUUAUUAGACAUGGUAUUUUCUAUGCUAUUUGCAGCCCCAAAGCAUGGACCGUGGAGUUAUGCUGUCUUUAUUAUUUCAACUAUAUUACCAAAUUUUGUGAAUUUCUUGAUACAGUAUUUUUGGUUGUUAAGCAAAAGAAAUUGACAUUUUUGCAUACUUACCAUCAUGGAGCUACAGCUUUGUUAUGCUACACGCAGUUAAUUGGAACCACCCCGAUUUCUUGGGUACCAAUUACCUUAAAUUUAGGUGUCCAUGUUGUUAUGUACUGGUAUUACUUCUUAGCUGCAAGAGGAAUUAGAGUAUGGUGGAAGGAGUGGGUGACAAGGUUUCAAAUUAUUCAAUUCGUAUUAGAUUUAGGUUUUGUUUAUUUUGCAACCUAUCAAAAGAUUGUACUCACUUACUUCUCAAAGGUUACAUUUCUUCCUAUUUGUGGUGACUGCGCAGGUACUAUGGUAGCUGCUUACUCUGGAUGUGCCAUAUUGUCGUCUUACUUGGUUCUUUUCAUUGCCUUUUAUAUUGAUGUUUACAGAAAGAAAUCUUCUAGAAAAUCAAAGAAAGUGAAGGCCAUCAAAGGUGGUGUGGCUGCUCAAGUAAAUGAAUAUGUUUAUGCCACUUCGAGAAGUGAAUCGCCAGCCCCAGGAGCUGGCGGUGCUGAUAGAACACUUCGCUCUAGAAAGGCAUGA